Molecule: messenger RNA, 4864 nt
Organism: Drosophila bipectinata
Lineage: Eukaryota; Metazoa; Arthropoda; Insecta; Diptera; Drosophilidae
Gene: Cadps
Product: calcium-dependent secretion activator 1
Biological process (GO): dense core granule exocytosis; synaptic vesicle exocytosis
Source: RefSeq, a predicted model, not a curated record
ACGGUAUACUUUAAUUGUUAUCGAAACGGUCAUCCUCUUUCCGUUGUGAAAAUAAUUUUAAUUGAAAUUAAAAAUCUACUGCUGUGCAUUUGUUUUAGUGUGAACAAAAUAAGAAAAAUACAUUACAAAAUAAAUAUUGAGACUAUUUUGGUGCAAAUAAUAGUUUAAGCAUGAUUGAUCCAAGUUCAAGUGAGGAAGAGGGUGAAGAUGAUCCCGUUACCAAUGUGCCAGCUAAAGGAAGAAGUAUACAAACGCCCAAAGGCGUAAACAGUAUAUCUACCUUAGGUGUAUCUUCCGCAGCUGGAUGUAACAUUGUCACAACUGGUUCAAAUGGCGAUUUGACUGGACCCCAAAAACAAUUAAACCCCAAUACUGGCCGCCUAGACAUGGGAAGUAUUACGGGUGGACAAAAUUCUUCAAAAAAUAGUCAAAUUUAUGGCGGUCGAGUAGAUGGAUCGAAUCUUGAAAUACCUACGAAGACUAUUCCCAGUGGUAUAUCCCAAGAAACAUUAAAUCAAAGUAUAGGAUCUUCGAGGGCCAACUCACUGCCAAGACCAUUGUCACCAACACCUUCAAUAGAAAGCGACAAGCAAGAGCCUUCCGAUUUUCAUGACAAACAUGAACGCGAGGAAGAAGAGCGGAAACGUCGAAUUCAACUUUAUGUAUUUAUAUCAAGAUGUAUUUCAUACCCCUUUAACGCGAAACAGCCCACAGAUAUGACAAAAAGGCAAACAAAAAUUACAAAGCAGCAACUAGAAGUCAUAACUCAACGAUUUCAGGCAUUUCUUAAAGGUGAAACGCAAAUAAUGGCUGAUGAGGCAUUCCAAAAUGCAGUACAAAGCUAUCAUGAUGUGUUUCUAAAAUCGGAACGGGUUUCAAAAAUGGUUCAAUCUGGAGCUUCAUCCCAACAUGAUUUUCGAGAAGUUUUUCGAAACAAUAUUGAAAAACGAGUCAGGUCUUUACCGGAGAUUGAUGGUCUUAGUAAAGAGACUGUUUUAACUUCUUGGAUGGCAAAAUUCGACAUUAUAUUAAAAGGUAGCGGUGAAGAGGACUCAAAACGCCCCUCACGUAUGCAGCAAUCAUUGAACAGUGAACUAAUUCUUUCAAAAGAGCAAUUAUAUGACAUGUUUCAACAAAUAUUGUCAGUAAAAAAAUUUGAACAUCAAAUUCUUUACAACGCGUUAAUGUUGGACUCUGCUGAUGAACAAGCAGCAGCAAUUAGACGAGAACUAGAUGGCAGAAUGCAACGUGUUGGAGAAAUGGAAAAAAAUAGAAAACUGAUGCCAAAAUUUGUACUCAAGGAGAUGGAGUCUCUGUAUAUCGAAGAAUUAAAAUCUUCGAUCAAUCUCUUAAUGGCAAACCUUGAAUCACUUCCGGUAUCAAAGGGAAACAUGGAUAGCAAAUAUGGCCUUCAAAAGCUAAAACGUUAUAAUCACAGUACGCCGUCAUUUUUGAAAUUAAUAUUGCGAUCUCAUGGUUCCUUGUCCAAGCUUGAGGGUGACUCAGAGGAUGGUUCCAAUCAGUUAACAAAACUUGACGUUGUGCUGACAUUUCAAUUAGAAGUAAUUGUAAUGGAAGUGAAAGGUCUUAAGUCGUUAGCUCCCAACCGAAUCGUCUAUUGUACAAUGGAGGUUGAAAACGGUGAAAAGCUACAAACUGAUCAAGCAGAGGCCUCCAAACCGAUGUGGGAUACCCAAGGGGAUUUUACAACUACGCAUCCUCUACCUAUCGUCAAAGUCAAACUCUAUACCGAAAAUCCAGGAAUGUUAGCUUUGGAGGAUAAAGAAUUAGGAAAAGUGACCCUUAAACCUACACCACUAUCAUCAAAAUCACCUGAAUGGCAUCGCAUGAUUAUUCCCAAGAAUUUACCUGACCAAGAUAUACGCAUAAAAAUAGCAUGCAGGCUGGAUAAGCCACUAAAUAUGAAACAUUGCGGGCAACUGUAUGCGAUCGGAAAAUCUGUUUGGAAAAAAUGGAAAAAACGGUAUUUUGUCUUAGUUCAAGUAUCCCAAUAUACGUUUGCCAUGUGUAGUUACAAAGAAAAAAAAUCGGAACCGUCGGAAAUGAUGCAACUUGAUGGCUAUACAGUAGAUUAUAUUGAAGCAGCAAGUGCAAAUCUUAUGUUCGGAAUAGACUUGAACGGCGGUCGUUUUUUCUUCAACGCAGUUCGAGAAGGCGAUAGUAUUUCAUUUGCUUGUGACGAUGAGAAUGAGUGCAGUCUUUGGGUUAUGGCAAUGUAUAGGGCUACAGGUCAGUCACAUAAGCCAACACCUCCAGUAACACAAGAUAAAAACUCAGCUAUGUCAAAAAUUCAAGGUGACGCAGACAAAGCCAGAAAGCAUGGAAUGGAGGAUUUUAUAAGCGCUGAUCCUUGUAAAUUUGAUCAUGCCGCACUUUUUAAAACCUUGCAAAAUCUUACACUCGAAUAUCGACUUAAUGAUCCUUAUGCAUCUCUGGGUUGGUUUAGCCCAGGGCAAGUUUUUGUGUUGGACGAAUAUUGCGCCCGAUAUGGUGUACGAGGAUGUUACAGGCACUUAUGUUACCUCUCGGAUUUAUUGGAUCGUGCUGAAAAACAACACAUGAUAGACCCAACAUUAAUUCAUUAUUCUUUUGCUUUUUGUGCAAGUCAUGUACACGGAAAUCGACCUGAUGGAGUCGGAAGUAUUACCCAUGAAGAAAAAGAAAAAUUUUCGGAAAUUAAGCAACGCUUGCGUCAGUUGCUAGAGUUUCAAAUAACAAAUUUUAGGUACUGUUUUCCUUUUGGUCGCCCUGAAGGAGCACUUAAAGCAACAUUAUCUUUGCUUGAAAGAGUUUUGAUGAAAGACAUUGUUACUCCGGUGCCUCCAGAAGAAGUUCGUCAAAUGAUAAAAAAAAGUUUGGAAACAGCUGCUUUUGUAAACUAUACGCGUCUUUCCAAUAAGGCAAAAAUUGAGGAGGAUUUACGAGGAGAGAUUAAUGUGCCGCCACCAAAAAAACUUGAGGACUUAAUACAUUUAGCAGAACUUUGUGUUGAUUUACUUCAACAAAAUGAAGAGCAUUACGGGGAACUCCACAGACAUGAUAAAAUGGAAAAAAAUAAUAUACGUAAGGAAAACGAUGAUGAUUCAGAACAACGGGAUAUCAGCGAUGUUGAUUUCACCGGAAAUACUGGUCUAAUUAAUACAACUGAACAGGCAACUGAUGAAUUUGUUAAGGCAUCGGCUUUUCGUUACUGUAUGCCAACGCACGCGGUAUUUACUUCGCCUGUACCAACGGCAUUUGCUUGGUUCAGCGACUUGCUAGUUGAACACGCGGAAAUUUUUUGGUCCCUUUUCGCUGUUGAUAUGGAUCGAGUUUUAUCUGAUCAGGCUCCUGAUACGUGGGACUCAUUUCCAUUAUUUCAAAUUUUAAAUGAUUAUCUAAGGGCUGAUGAUAAUUUGCGUAAUGGACGUUUUCAUCAACACCUUCGGGAUACUUUUGCACCUUUGGUUGUACGGUAUGUCGAUCUCAUGGAAUCUUCAAUAGCUCAAUCGAUUCAUAAAGGAUUUGAAAAAGAACGCUGGGAGAGCAAAGGGAUUAACGCUGCUCUGAAUCCAGCAGCAUUAAACAAUGCUGCACAAGCCCUUAACACAGCGGCUCUCAACCCAUCAACGCUACUCAGCAGCAAGAAAGAUCAAGUCAAUUUUUAUGUUCCGAGAUUACCAAGGCAAUCAGUUUCGACAGUGGCCAACGAUGAUAUGAGAAACGGGUGUGCGACUUCGGAGGAUUUAUUUUGGAAGCUUGAUGCUUUACAGUCUUUUAUAAGAGAUCUUCAUUGGCCCGACGCUGAUUUUCGACAACACUUGGAACAGCGAUUAAAAAUGAUGGCAGUUGACAUGAUUGAACAAUGCAUCCAUCGAACAGAUUCAUCCUUUCAGUCAUGGUUAAAAAAAAAUAUUGCUUUUAUAUCAACUGAUUAUAUUAUACCUUCUGAAAUGUGCGCUAUGGUCAAUGUGAUAUUAGAUGCUAAAAACCAAAGCUUUAAAUUAACUACUAUUGAUGGCAUUGAUUUGUACAAAUUCCAUGCAAAAAUUGAUGAUCAAAUUGACAAAGCGAAUGUAGCGAUGACACAAGGUCUAAGCGGUAAACUUAUGUCAGUGCUAGAGUCGACUUUGUCAAAACUAGCUCGAUACGACGAAGGUAGCCUAAUAGGAUCAAUUCUUAGUUUUACAAAUGUUUCGAGCUCGGGAAAAGAUCUUGGACAAGGAUAUGUGAAUUUCUUUCGAAAUAACAUGGAUCAAAUACGUGGAAAGAUUGGAGAUGAUUUAUGGACACUUAAUUUUUUUGAACAAUGGUAUUCACAACAGAUUAGUAUGCUCUGUAAUUGGUUAUCGGAACGUUUAGAUCAUGCCUUACACUAUGCCCAAGUGUCAUCUAUAUCUCACAUCGUUAAGAAAAUAUAUUCCGACUUUGAAUUACAAGGAGUCUUAGAAGAUAAAUUAAAUUCAAAAGCAUAUCAGUCAGUCGCCCUUCGGAUGACAACUGAGGAAGCAACAUGUGCAUUAACAAUGCCGGAUGUUAAUGAAGGCGACGAUGCAUGCGAUGACUUUCGAGAAGCAGACGAAGAAGAUAAUGGAGAUGAGUCUACUACAACCAAAGCCUUACCAAAAUCUAAAGUGGCCGCCGCGCAAGCCGCUGCUGUAACUAAUGUAGUAGCUGGUCGAGUUGGAAAUUUAUUGGGCAAAGGCAUCGGUGGACUUAGCUCAAAAUUGGGGACCGGAAGUUGGUUUUAGUUAGGUUGUCCAAAAAUAGUAAAAUUGUAUUUUGUGUCAAGUAUUUCAGAUACUAGCAAUGAAUGAAAAAAGAAAAUAAAUAAAAUGUUUUAAAUUUGGUCAAAAAUAAUUGU